Messenger RNA from Ctenopharyngodon idella (grass carp), 1496 nucleotides. RefSeq names its product fucolectin-5-like. The transcript has 6 exons. Lineage: Eukaryota; Metazoa; Chordata; Actinopteri; Cypriniformes; Xenocyprididae. The coding region runs from base 151 to 1125 and encodes 324 amino acids. The record is from RefSeq and is a predicted model, not a curated record.
GAUGACCUGUUUAGAUAAAACAUCCAGGCCUUUAAAAGUUGCCGUGUGUUUAUAGCUGGUCCAUUAAUGUUUUUGCUAUUUAAAGGGUGAACUCGUUUUGCCCAGAGUAAACUUCAUCUUGUCUAUGACGAAAUUUUUUUGUUGUACAUUAUGAAAUACAGGAUAAUGGAAAUGCACAUGUUUUUCCUACUUUGGAUUUUUGCGAUGACUUAUUUUACAGACACAACAACAGCUAAAGCCAAAAAUCUUGCUUUAUAUGGCAAGGCCACACAGUCAGACCUGGUUGGAAAUCCUUGGGCGCCAUUUGGUCAUGCCAGUAAUGCUAUUGAUGGAAAUCGUGACUCACAUUAUGAACAUGGAUCCUGUACUGCUACUCCUACACAAGAUGACCCAUGGUGGAGGUUAGAUUUACUAGACCAGUACGUAGUGACCUCCAUAACUAUCACCAACAGAAAAGACUGCUGUCCUGAAAGACUUGAUGGAGCCGAGAUACACAUUGGAAACUCUCUGCUGAACAACGGCAACAACAAUCCAUUGGCUGCAAAGAUUUCAUCCAUUCCAGGUGGAAGAUCCCUCACUUUCAAAUGGAAAAAAGGCAUUUCAGGCCGUUACAUCAAUGUGUUCAUACCUGGUCCUAGUCGGCUUCUUACUCUCUGCGAGGUUGAGGUUUACGGUUAUCCAGCUCCUGAUGGUGAAAAUGUGGCUUUAGGAGGAGUAGCUACACAGAGUUCCCUCGGUGGAAAUGCCUUUGCAUUCAAUGCCAUUGAUGGGAACAAAGAUGGUGUUUACAGUCAUGGAUCCUGUACACACACUAAAGCAGACCUCAAUCCCUGGUGGAGACUGGACUUACUGAAAAGGCACAAAGUGUUUUCAGUGGUAAUUACAAACACAUUAGACAGUGUUCCUUCAAGACUAAAUGGGGCAGAAAUCAGAAUUGGAAACAGUCUGGACAACAAUGGCAAUAAUAAUCCCAGGUGUGCUACGAUCUCUUCCAUUCCUGCUGGUUUUUCCACCUCUUUUGAAUGUGAUGGGAUGGAAGGACGUUACAUUAAUAUUGUUCUUCCAGGACGGAAAGAGUAUCUUACACUGUGUGAGGUUGAAGUGUACGGAUCACCACUGGAUUGAGAAGCACUUAAACAACAGGAUGUAAAUGAAAAAAAAAAAAAAAACCUUAAUAUUGGUGGCUGUAGGGCUUUACUUUAACCAGACAUUUACUGAACCAGAGUUUGCAAAACAGCGCAUGUAAUAUUUUAAGCCUCUGUACUUUAAUGCAGUGCAUGCUGCAGAAAGUAUUAGACAGAUUUGGGUGGCUAUUGAUCAAUGGACACUGGGAAAUGGACAAUAUGGUCACCACUUUGUUUUGUGUAAUGUAAUGCAGCUGUGAAAAUUGUAUGUUGUAAAAUGAAUGAUCCUUUUGUUAUUACGUCUGUAGUGUCUUGCAAAUGUGUUUGUAAAAUAAAAAUUAAAAAUAAUUAAAAUUUUAUGGAAAAAAAAAA